Messenger RNA from Leptopilina heterotoma, 923 nucleotides. It is a transcript of the gene Spase22-23, whose product is annotated as signal peptidase complex subunit 3. Gene Ontology annotation, biological process: protein targeting to ER. The transcript is spliced from 5 exons. Gene Ontology annotation, cellular component: signal peptidase complex; membrane. NCBI's taxonomy places the organism in Eukaryota, Metazoa, Arthropoda, Insecta, Hymenoptera, Figitidae. Bases 289 to 828 code for a protein of 179 amino acids. The record is from RefSeq and is a predicted model, not a curated record.
AAUAAUGACGUUUCCGAUGUUUGUGUUGAACAUUAGUGACCUGGCAUGUGGCAAAUUUGUGACAGAAGAUUCAUUAUUGUGUUCUCAAGAAAGAAUUUCAUUUUUAGCUUAGUUUUAAAUAAAUAAUUAAUAAUUUUCACAUUCUUGGAGUCGACAGUUUAUACUUGAAUUCUAGUCUUAUUUUUAAUUGUAAAUUAUAAACAGAUCGAUAGAGUGAAACUUUUCUAACCUAAUUUUGUCCAUUUAACCGGGGAGGAUAAUUUUAUUUAUUUUUCAAUUAAAAGAAAAAUGCAUUCAGUUUUAACGAGGGGAAAUGCUAUAUUAGCAUACACUCUAAGUGUUUCAGCUUGUCUGACUUUUGCCUGCUUUUUGUCGACAGUUUUUAUCGAUUACAGAACGAAUGUCGCAUUGAACACAGCUGGUGUACUUGUAAAAAAUGUUCCAGAUUUUAGUGUAUCAAGAGAAAAGAACGACUUGGGGAUUUUAAAUUUCGACAUAAAAACUGAUCUCAACAAGCUGUUUAACUGGAAUGUUAAACAAUUAUUCUUAUAUUUGACUGCUGAAUACAGCACAAAAGCAAAUGCAGUGAAUCAAGUUGUUUUGUGGGAUAAAAUAAUUUUACGUGGAGAAGAGACGAAUAUCAAUGUGAAAAAAAUGAACAUGAAAUACUACUUCUGGGAUGAUGGAAAUGGCCUCAGAGGAAACAAAAAUGUGACUCUUUCUCUAACUUACAACAUUAUUCCAAACUCAGGAUUACUUCCAUUUGUAACAGCAACUGGAUCUCAUAAAUUGGUAUUCCCAACGGAAUAUACAAAGUCAAGAAUGUAAAGUUUUAUUUAAAUCAAGUUUAGGUUUGAUAAUAUUCCAAUUUAAAAAAAACAAUUUCUGUCAAAUCGUUAAUAAAAAAAAUGUUUUUUAUUAAA